Molecule: messenger RNA, 3619 nt
Organism: Stylophora pistillata
Lineage: Eukaryota; Metazoa; Cnidaria; Anthozoa; Scleractinia; Pocilloporidae
Source: RefSeq, a predicted model, not a curated record
GAGCGUAGCGAAAAGUAAAUAUUAUUGUCAACGCAUUGUCAAAUUCAAUAUAAUAUAUUUCUGUGAGUAAUUCGCCUCGAUUUCUUCACGCUGGUCGUGAUAACAAGUUAAUAGGUUGCAAAUAGCAUCAUAGAGAUAUAAUCUGAAGAAACAGCGCCCUUUUUCGACGUUUCCGUAUUUAUUUGUGAUGUUUUUGCAGAUGGAUUCUCAGAAUAACAUAAUUGAAUUAUGAAUCGAAGACAUGUUUAUAAUUUUGACGUACUUCAAUAAAUUUUGCUUUUCACGCCUUCGAUAACUUUCGCCAUGAGAACGUGAUGCUUUUGCCUUCUCGUCCUGCCACAUUUAUAAUACGAGGCGCCAAACCUAUUCUUUAUUAUGCAAAAUUUCGUAUCGUGCGAAACAGAGGUUUGCUGACUUAUUUCGAGCCGUGUUUCUGGUUUUGUAAAAUAAACUUGGACUACUCUCUCAACAGCCCUACCUUUUCUGACAUAAUAAAAUAAAUGUGGAUUUUUGGAUAAGUUACCUACAUUUACGGAUAAAAAUCAAAGCAUAGUUCACUUCAUUCUGGCCACUCAAAACCAACUUGUUCGACAUGAAACUUGAUAUGGAUUAGGCGUCAAAACGGGUAUUUAUAUCCAAAGUUUAGGCGUCUGACACGACUAUCGAUGUUGAAUUCCUAUUUUUUUUCUUCCGUUCGUAGUCACACAAUUCAUGUGAUUGUGACUUGUUGUUCUAACGGACUGAUGAACACAAAUAAGAUGGCAAAUCUAUUUAUUUGUAAGAAUUUUUUUAGAUUUAAAAGCCAAGAGAUAACUGGAGCAGUUCACUGUAGAAUUAUCUACCAGGUUGAAAGUGGCAACUUUAACAGUGCCCUUUUAUUCCUAUAAACUGUAAAAACAGUGUUUUUCCAGAAAAUACCAGUAGCUAUAAACCUAUUUGUCCAUCCUUACCCCACUGGGGUUGGUGGGAAGAGGAGAGGGCUGGGAACUAAUUUGGAUAUCUACUCCCUUGAGAGGAGGUAAGGAAAGGUGGGAAGUCCACACAACAGCUUUUUGUGUUUGAGGCUGUGCCAACACGUUUGAACAAACUUCUUAAAUUUUCUUUUUUUUUUUGUACAACUUACAUUGCAUUGUUUUAGAUCCAGUGGUUGUUUACAAAAUACUGACUUCAUUCAUUCAUCUUUUUGUUUCUUAGAUGUGCUUAACAGUCCAGCUUUGACAAAAGUGUGAACUUUCUGCUGCAAAGUCAUGGAUUCAUCUGCUCAAGAGUUGUCACAACGUGAUACUCCGCGUGAGCUGGACUUAUUUGGUGAAGAAGCAUUAGAAGAGAUUCUUGACUCCUAUGACAGUCUUCGGGCACAAAUUGAGCAACUUCAGUUGCACUGUGAAAAGCUAGUCUCAGACAAAGCCGCAGUUGAUCAGUUGUUAAUUGAGAAAGAGAAAGAAAAUCAACUUUUCAAAGAAAAACUGCAAGAAGACAUUAGCAAGCUAAGGAAAUUAAAUAUACAAUUGUUGUCAUCCCAGAAUGCAACUGACAAAGAUUUGAGUCAUUCGUCAGGCUUAUUAAAGGAAAUUUUUGAUUCUGAUCAAGUGUAUCAAAAAAAGUUGGAAGCAGAUGCCAAGGUGGAUGCACUACAAUUAAAGUUAUUGGAGAAGGACAAACACAUUUCAAACUUGGAAUGGCAGCUAGUUGAUUCUGAUGCCACAAUAGCAUCGCUGCAGGCAGAGAGGGACCAUCUUGCCUUGGAGCUUGACUGCACUUCAGCUAGAGAACAAGAAUCAGACCUUCAGUCACUAGGUGCUGUCGGAGACAUAUCUGGCUACGCUGAUCCUUUAGAGAACUCGGAUUACGGUUUGGUUGAAUCUGGAUUUGUGGAUGAUAUGCCUGUACGACGUGUCAGGAAGCAACCUCGGCGACACUUGAGUGAUUUGACCACUCGUGGUACUUCUUACUUUGAUGACUUUGGUGCAAUUGUUGCUGGACAUGUUAGCCUUUCAGAUUAUGAUGUUCCUACAUUAACAGAUAAAGAAUCAUAUGGUCUUGGUAGUCUACGGAGAGCGACAAACUUCAGCAAUAUUAACAACAUAGACCCAUGUGAGAAGUUUGACAGGGUGACACGGCAGUCGUCUUCAAGCAAUGUUCAGCUGCAGGAUUGGGAAAGUUUUGAUGAGUCUGAUGCAGUGCGGUUAUCAUUAAACAGAAACAAAUGGGACAGAUUUUCUGAAGUGUGUGAUGUGAAAGACAGUGGUGGUAGUGAUCCUAAACGUGACAAAGACGACAUGUGGACCUUCACCCCUGAUAGUAUUAUCAAUGUAUCAACUGGAGAGGAAUUGUCACCUUUGCCUGGGGAGUCAAACUUUUUUCAGAGGUUUUCAAAGGAAAGUGAUAUGCCUUCUAAUGAAAACACACACAGGGGGGCAACAACCAUUCAGAGGACAGAGUCUAUGCCUGCAGACAGAAGGAGAGUGGACAUCAACUCUGGAGUGCAUCACAAGACAGGCACUCAACCCAUAAGCAAAACUGAUUCAUUUAUUCACCAAACUAAUAAUAACACACAAGCAUCCAACAAUAACAAAAAUACAUCUAAUAAAAAGCUGGAGGAAUACCACAAAUGGAAGGUGUCUGGUUGUAAGGGUGACCCCCCUGCAAAGCUCAAAAUAUCACAAUGCUGACUGAAGAUGGAUGAAAUUACAAUGAUCCAAAGUUGAAAUCAUUGCCACAUGCAAGACAUUGCUGCAGUUAUUUGCAGUUGCAUUUUGCAUCAAAAGAGAUUUCUUUUCCCACUUAGGAUUUACACAUUCUAUUGAUGUUAGCUGAAUGGCCAAUAGUGUGUGCAGCUAGAAGAGUUAACGUACAAGUUGAGGGCUUUGAUUCCUGUUGAAGAAUCGCAUCCAGUAACUGUUCUGUUUGUUCAGUGGUGAUUGGAAGUUGCUCAGAUUAAUAGAUAGAAUGUAAUGCACAUUGUGUACUGUGUAGAAAGAUGAGAAGUGUUGGACAAAUUGUAGCUUCUAUGUUAAGCACAUGAUGUGAAUGCAACAUCUGUUUAAUAUAUGCAUUCAUUUUUCAUGAAAGUAAGUAAAAUUUUGGAAACAUAUUAAUUAUUGGGGUUUAUAUUAGAAAGGUUGACCUCAAAUUAUCAUAAAGCUUUCUUUUCUUUGCCCUGCAAUUGUGAAUUUUCUGUGUAUAGUUGCAGCCCAUUGUAAGGGCAUGGUCAUACACAUUUGACCUUAAUUAGUACUCUUUUGGUGUGUCUUCUGUGCAUGGAUGUUUAUGAUAAAUUAUUUAAAUGUCUGCAAAAAAUGUUAAGAUCUUCCAAUUGUUUAACUUCAGUGGACACAAAAUGCUAGAAGCAUUGUAGACUAUAUGGUAGGCUUUACUUGAAAGUUUUUUCUUUUUUUUUUUCACAGUAAAGUUUUAUAUUUUCUUUGCAAAUUAGCAAAUUAGAAUUGUUUGAAAGUCAUUAAAAUGAGUGGAAAACCAAAUUGGAGGUAGAAAAUUGAAUUGUAUAAUAGUAAGAAAGAGUGUCUAUUUAAUUUAUUUACUAUUAUUUAUUACAUUAAUUUAACAUGUUCAAACAAGUUGUGUGUGUGUUGAACAUCAAUUAAAAACUGGAACAAAG